AUGAGAUACGGAGCCGAACGCUCACUAUUCGCGGCGGCGGCCCUAGCGGUGCUGCCCCUAGCGUACGCCCAGCAACCCGGCACGCUGACGCCUGAGGUGCACCCGAAACUGCCGACGUGGAAAUGCACGACGGCGGGUGGGUGCGUGCAGCAGGACACGUCGGUGGUGCUGGACUGGAACUAUCGCUCGAUCCACACGGCCUCAGGCUCCGCGUCCUGCACUACAGCUAGCGGCGUAAACGCGACCCUCUGCCCGGACCAGGCAACGUGCUCGAAGAACUGCGUGGUUGAAGGCGUCGACUAUGCUAGCAGUGGUGUCGAGACCUCGAGCAGCGCCUUGACGCUGAAGCAGUUUGUCCAGGGCAGCACCGGCAAGCUGUCGAGUGUGUCGCCGCGCGUGUACCUCCUUGGCCCAGACGGCAACUAUGUGAUGCUCAAGCUUCUAGGCAAGGAGCUGAGCAUGGACGUGGACCUCUCAACGCUGCCGUGCGGCGAGAAUGGAGCCCUGUACCUGUCCGAGAUGGACGCGACAGGCGGGCGCAGUAAUGUCAACACUGGGGGCGCCAACUACGGGUCCGGAUACUGCGACGCCCAGUGCCCUGUGCAGACCUGGAUGAACGGCACACUCAAUACAGGCCGGCGCGGAUUCUGCUGCAACGAGAUGGACAUUCUUGAAUCGAACUCCCGCGCUAGCUCCUUCACGCCGCACCCCUGCUCCAAUGACGCCUCCAACUGCGACAAGAGUGGCUGUGGGUACAAUCCUUAUGCCCUGGGCUACAGGGACUACUACGGGCCUGGACUCAAGCUCGACACGUCCAAGCCCUUUACAGCUAUCACCCGGUUUGAGACAGACGACGGCACCGCCACAGGCAAGCUCGCCCGAAUCACCCGGGUCUAUGUCCAGAACGGCAAAGAGAUCCCAAGCGCGGCGUCGCCUUCCAAGGACGUCAUCACGGCGGCAGGGUGCUCGUCUGCGAACUCGUUUGGUGGCCUUGCCAGGAUGGGCGAGGCGCUUGGCAGGGGCAUGGUGUUGGUAUUCAGCAUCUGGAACGACGGCGGGCAGUACAUGCAGUGGCUGGAUGGCGGCAACAACGGGCCGUGCAACACUAGCGAGGGCAGUCCUGCCAACAUCCAGGCCAAGUACCCGGACGCCCAUGUUGUCUUUUCGAAUAUCCGGUGGGGCGACAUCGGGUCUACUGCUAACGUCUCUGGUGGCGGUGGCGGCGGCGGUCCUGGGUCGACGACUACGAAGCCGACUACAACUACAAAGCCGACUACGACUACGAAACCGACUACGACUACGAAGCCGACCACGACUCUUACUACCACUACAAGGCCCGGCCCAUCGCAGACCCAUUGGGGCCAGUGUGGUGGCCAGGACUGGUCCGGACCGACCGCGUGUGAAGCGCCAUUCGCAUGCCAGACCCAGAACCCGUGGUAUGCUCAGUGUCUGUGAGGACUGCCCGUCUGAAAAGCACGGGAGUACCAUGUUAUAAGUGGUAUGCGGAGGACAUAGAACAUUAGGC
This is a messenger RNA of Phialemonium atrogriseum, 1525 nucleotides long. Its product is annotated as glycoside hydrolase. Gene Ontology annotation, molecular function: hydrolase activity, hydrolyzing O-glycosyl compounds; cellulose binding. The record is from RefSeq and is a predicted model, not a curated record. Lineage: Eukaryota; Fungi; Ascomycota; Sordariomycetes; Cephalothecales; Cephalothecaceae. Gene Ontology annotation, cellular component: extracellular region. The transcript has a single exon. The coding region runs from base 1 to 1455 and encodes 484 amino acids. Gene Ontology annotation, biological process: carbohydrate metabolic process.